UUUUGGCAGUACCCACCCGACAUUUGAAUCUAUUUUCUGUACUUUGACCCAAGCUGUCCUCCUCUCUCAGGAAUAAACCUGUUUGUUCACCGAGAAUGUUUCAUUUCUUCCCCAGGACGGAUUAGAUUCCGGUUUUCCCAAUCAAAUUUUUGCUGACCAAAAUAAAAACUCUCUUCUCCCGUCCUCAGUCUCUUCUAAUUUCCUCCCGGUAAAGCUCGUUGUUCCUCCUGGCAAGUUCAAAAAAGAAAAAGACAGAGGUCUGGACAGGCAAAUGAUAAAAGGCGAUUAGGUUUCAACUGUGAGAGUAAAGCUUCCUCUAAUGGAAACAGUGAAAGGCGUGACGGAGAAGAAAGGAACAAACGAUGUCAUACUCCAGAUUUCAACCCCCGAAGAAACCAGUGGACAAACAAAAUCUUCCCCAAAAGGGAAUGUCAAUGACCAAAAGCUUGAGCUAACAGAGCUUAAAAAUACCAAAAGCAGUCUAGAAACGUCGACGUUUUCAAGCUCAACUUCUCCCGAGACACCAAGUAUGAAUGCAAGGACUCCAGGUAAGCCGACCGAGAUCCCAACUCAGCCCGUAUCACGACAAAAUUCGCUUUCCUCCUCUUCAAUGCCAAAGCCCAAAUCAAGAUUUUCUGAGCCAGUACAGGCAAAAAAGUCCAGCUCACCUGCUCCCGGUUCGCCGGUGAACAGGACUGAUUCCGUUUCAAAAGAUUCGACGGAUGAAGAGGAUGAGGAAGAUGACGAUGAGAUUUACAAGACUGCGGUUCUUGAGGUGAGUAAAAAGAAGACACGUAAGAAGUGGAGAGUGAGUGUGUUAUUUGAAUGGAUUGAGUGGAUUGUAUUCGCAUGUCUGACUGGAAUUUUGGUUGCGAGUUUAACUGUUGACAGAUUGGAAAACACCUCCAUCUGGAGUCUAGCAUUAUGGAGAUGGUGUGUUUUACUGGAGGUGAUAGUUUGUGGGCGAUUGGUAACUGGAUGGUUUGUGAAACUUCUGGUUUUCGCCAUUGAAAGAAACUUUUUGCUUAGAAAGAAGGUUAUGUACUUUGUUUUUGGGGUGAGGAAGAGUUUCCGAGUUUUUCUUUGGUUUGGUUUUAUUCUCUUAGCUUGGGGAUUGCUGUUUAUCCACGGAGUACCAAGAUCAAAGCAUACAAAACGUGUUCUAAAUUAUAUUACAAAGGCUCUUGCUGCUUGUCUUAUUGGGGCGGCUCUAUGGCUGCUUAAAACACUUUUGAUAAAGACACUUGCUGCUUCUUUUCAUGUUAAGAGAUUCUUUGAACGGCUUCAAGAUUCGAUUUUCCAUCAGUAUGUUGUUCAGACACUUUCAGGACCUCCAUUGAUGGAGGGACCACAAGUUGGGAGAUCAAAUAGUCAAUUAAGUUUCAGGAACGACAAGACAAAAAAACAGGAAAUGGUUGAUGUAGAAAAGCUUAACAAAUCAAAUCAACAAAAAAUUUCUGCUUGGGAUAUGAAAGGCUUGGUUGAUAUCGUAAGUGGUUCAGGGCUGCAUACUUUAUCACACUCUCUGGACUCUGUUCAUGCUGAGGAGGAAGACCAAAAGGACGAGAAAAUUAACAGCGAGCGGGAAGCUAAGGCAGCUGCUUACCGGAUUUUCAGAAAUGUGGCUAAGCCUGACAGCAGGUACAUUGAAGAGGAUGAUCUUUUGCGGUUCAUGGAAAAGGAAAAAGUGGACCGCGUGUUUCAAUUAUUUGAAGGCGCAGCAGAAUCUAAAAAGAUGAAGAGAAAAGCUUUGAAGAAUUGGCUGGUGAACGUUUAUCUUGAACGCAAAUCGUUGGCAUUUUCUUUGAGUGAUAGCAAAACAGCCAUAGAGGAGCUAAACAAGAUCGGUAUAGUGGUUGUGAUUGUUGUGAGUAUUAUUGCAACGUUACUCCUAAUGGGAGUUUUGACAACUGGAGUCCUCCUCUUCAUCUCCUCUCAACUUUUACUCAUAGCAUUCAUGUUUGGCAACAUGGCCAAAACUGUGUUUGAGGCCAUCAUAUUUGUAUUUGUGAUGCAUCCAUUUGAUGUAGGUGAUCGUUGUGUCAUUGAUGGAGUACAGAUGGUUGUUGAAGAGAUGAACAUUCUGACAACGGUAUUUUUAAGAUUCGACAAUGAGAAAAUAUUCUAUCCAAAUGCAGUUCUAGCUACCAAACCGAUCAGCAACUUUUACAGGAGUCCAGAA
Molecule: messenger RNA, 2182 nt
Organism: Carica papaya (papaya)
Lineage: Eukaryota; Viridiplantae; Streptophyta; Magnoliopsida; Brassicales; Caricaceae
Source: RefSeq, a predicted model, not a curated record